Protopolystoma xenopodis is the source of this 450-nucleotide messenger RNA. NCBI's taxonomy places the organism in Eukaryota, Metazoa, Platyhelminthes, Monogenea, Polystomatidea, Polystomatidae. The record is from the annotation of a GenBank genome assembly.
AUGUUCCGAUUUUGGGAUAGCACAAGAAUGCAUUAUGAAGAAAUGCGCCAAUGUGCUUCUCUCUAUGCUAGAUACAAGGAAAAAUUAACGCUAUAUAUGAUUUACCGUCGCAUGUCAAGUUGCUCAAACCUGGUGGUCCCACCAAAUGUGAUGCUUAUGCUCAAAAGUGGUCUUGAUUCCUGGACAUUUGAUGCCUUUGAGCUAAAUGAGGCCAGCGAAAACCACGCGUUGAAGUUCGUCGGUUUCGAGCUAUUUCAUAAGUACAACCUUAUCAAAAAGUUUCAGAUUGACACGACCUGCCUGGAGAAUCUUCUCAUCCAGCUAGAAACCGGAUACAGUCGACACAACAACCCUUAUCACAAUCUUGUACACGCAGCAGACGUGACGCAAACAUGCCAUGUCAUGAUGUCUUGCAGCAAAAUUGAUGUAAGUGCACACGCAUUCAUCUGA